This is a messenger RNA of Dermacentor andersoni, 5190 nucleotides long. RefSeq lists its product as uncharacterized. The record is from RefSeq and is a predicted model, not a curated record. Lineage: Eukaryota; Metazoa; Arthropoda; Arachnida; Ixodida; Ixodidae.
UCACAGAACGUCUGGCUCAAGUAACGGAUGUCAGAGACAAGCGUCGACUGGCUGCCAGUGAAGUGGGGGCAACAUAACCGGGAAGCACAUUCAGCUACUCCCGAAGCUGGUCUACGUCCUGAGGGCUGAGCGAGCUGUGUUAUGCGUGACAAACCCACUGAUGGUGAUACAGCGACAUCACGUACCCGGAUUUUGUGACAAUUGGUGAAAUGAAGAUAUGCGGCGCCACCCCUACAUCUCCGGAAAGAGUUCUAAGGUUUCUUCGAAGUGAAUCGAAGCUCCUGACUCGGCGAGAAAGUGAUACUGUGCCGCAAAAUGGCUGCAUGAGCGCGUGGAAAAGUGAAAGCAACGAAUGAACGUUGACCUCGGACCACAAACGGCGUUCGCGAAAUUGUGUUCAAGCGGGCCAAGUGAUCGCUCUCUUAGCUGCGCUCAGGAGACAAUCAAAACAUGCCGCGUUUUAUGCGGGCCACUCAGCGCACCCGACUGCUGCUUGUCCUCAUCGUUGCGUUCACCGUGCUCUUCAUAUGCGGGGUUGCCGAAGACAACGACCGACGCUCCGCGGUGCGGUCGACGUCGGCAACGCUCGUCGAGGGUGGUGGUGGUGGCGAGGCGAGCAGCGGCAACCACGCACUCUCCGUCGCAGCCGCUCCGGAGGAAUUGCAUCGGUCGCAGAGCGUCCGAGAAGUGGUGCACGGCGACUCUCGGUCUGCGUUGGUGCGCGGUGACUCGUCGGCUUCGGUAGCCGCUGUUGGUAUGGUGCAUCAGGAGAGUGUGGAACAGCGGCAGAGCGCCGCUGUCUGGCAGGGCCAGGCCGUCACCGUGGUCGGCCUACUGGGAUUGACCGUUUUCGCGGUCAUAGUAGCCGUCGUCGGACGGAAACUGUACCGAUCUCGCAGGGAGCGACGCAAUGGCGUGAGCGGCGGCCAGCAGGCGUCGCCGUCGUCGUCGACGACCCUGGCGCUGAACGGCGCGUCGCGGUCUCGCCUCUUCUCGCGCGACCGGCUCAACACGACCGACUACAUGCACACCCUGGCGACGCUCGACCGUCGGCUGGCCAUGGACGAGAUCCUGGAGAAGCGGCGACGCGCCGUCUUCCUGCAGCAGAUCCGCUGCCACGCCCCGGGAGACGAGGACGACGUCUUCCUCGAGGAGGGACUCUUCUGCCCCGAGCCCGCGGGAGGAGGGGCGCCGGGCAGCAGGCACGCGACGGCGCCGGCCAACGUGGACGACACCGCGUCCGCCAGUCGCAUGCAGCACGGCGCGACCGCCCUCCUCUAGGGGGCGCCGCGGCACAAAUUGCGCGCUCACGUUCCAUGUUGUCGUUUUGUCUCGAUUUUUUUUUCUUUCUUUCUAAGAAACCGAUGUCGACAUUUCGUGAGCAUACGCGCUGUACAGUGGAUGUGCAGUCAGUCGCAGCCACCCUUAACACGAACGAGGCUGUCAAAGCAAACAACAGGAACAAAGUUCUUGGAGCAGACGUCUGCCGAGCAGAUCAUGAGCCACGGCAACUGCCGUUCUUGUGUGUAGUGAAGACGGCGGCUGCACCGUGGGUAUUGAAGCACCGUUAUUCGCAGCACGGGAUGUAGGAGUGCCGCAGAAGAGGAGCGUUCGUGUCAAGGCUGAAGGCUGACUGUCGCAGUGGUCCAGAACACAACCUACGCUGAAUAGACCGACCGAGAGCGGGUCAGUCCGGGACGCCCGGCAGUCAUGUGUUGGUGAAUUUCGUUUCCGAUUUAUAUAUAUAAAAAAAAACCUAAACUUAGCACUCUCGCGUCCUCCUCGUCCCUCCAUAAUGGGGCCACAUUGCCGUUGCGGCUCCUGGUGGCUGUGUGACGGAUUAUGUGCAGCACGCUUGUCACCAGCUCACAGCGGCACUGCUUGCCAGGUGGCGUCGCGGUCGCCAGUGAUCACUGAAAAUGAUUGUACGCUAGACGUACCGUUUAGCUGUGGCUAUGUUACCUGCACUCCGUUGGUGGAAGUGCUCGCCGCCUUUUGACCAGCGUAGAAGUUGUGUUCUGGAUCGGCGUAGCAGACAUGCUCGAAAACCGCUGGAGAUCGGUCUCUUCGAUUGUGGCGGACAGUUGGUGGCGGGAGCAUCGCAAGCUCCCUGUUUGGGGAGCGUGCGCGGGGGAAUAGUCCUGAACCGUGUGAAGAGGCGCUCGUGUGACUUAUGUCGAGCGCUGAUGAAAGGAGCGUCCGAGACACAGGACUGUAGAGCUCGUGACAUGUGCUCCAUAAAGCGCUUGGUAUUAAGCGGCUAGCCACAGUGGGUGACAGCGUCGUGUGCCACACACCAACGCUCCAAACUGCGAUGACCGUAGGAAACUAUCAUUGCGGAGUCGAAGGGACCGGUCAGAAGCGCUGUAGCGUACAAGGCAGGAGGGGCAUUGGAAGACGCAUCGAGAGUACAGAGGUCAGCUGGGGACGGUCACAUGACCAACUGCGGCGAGUGGCGCUGUUUAGCACGCACGGGUGUUGUCGGGACAAGCCGUCAACGCCGUGUCGUCGAAUUCACCAGUCACGUGCCGUCGGUGUGCAAAGCGUCCCGAGCCGAUCGUCGUACUUAAAAUGCCUUAUCCUGUGGCCUGCUGCUCAGUUUCAUGUUUUGCACACAGACUUGUACAAACGUCAGAAUUGUACAAAACGUCGUGUAGAUACGUUGAAAGCAGCCGAAUCUCUGCGUAGUGCUGCAGUGUGGUUCUGCAGUACGUUUGUCUUGUAUUUUUUUUUUUUCAUUUACGUACACGCCCGUUGUGAAAUUGGCUCGCUGUCAUCGGUUCGAACACCGCCCUAACACCGCUGCAUCUCCGUGAACAUCGAAGAGUUUCCAAGUUCACCGUUGCUUUCGACCAAAUGACCUUGGUCACUGUCGUAGUUAACGUCGCGACCGCGUUAGAAGAAACAAAAUAUCGCCUUUGUAAAAAGCGGCAAUACUGACAAUGCAAAAAGUUCGUCCAUGCCCGGACCGACAGCUUUUAUGUUUUUCUCCCCUAUCUGAAAUGACCGACAAUGCGGGCAAAUCUUGGGUGAACACCGGCCGACAGGGUAGAGACGAUUCCUUGAUGUACGUAACCGGCGCGAGAACUCUAAAUUUGAUUGCUCGUGUUUUGCAUUGUUGGGUGCUUUGUAAAUUUUAUUUCUCGCAGCGUAGCCCUCGACAGCUCACCGUUCGGAACUGCUGUCUUGCCACGCACUUGUUGGUGCUUUCUAAAGAAAGCCAGGAAGGUUAUAAAGUAACCGGAGGGGGCGUGACCCGCUGUUUCACUCGUGAAGACGAAAGCUCGUGAAGUCAAAAAAAAAGAAGUACGAUAAAAUCCAAGCAACUGGUGCCACUGUGGAAAAGUUUCAUUGCGCCCGUACGAAAACUGAUAUCAGUGCCGACGUCAUCGUUUUACUGUCUUCUCGUGGUGAUUCGUGUUCAGUUCUGAGCCAACACCAACCCUGCUCCCUCCGUGCCUGCACCACACCUUCGCAGAUAAAAAAACGCGCCAUUCACGAGGAGUCACCCGACAGGUUGCGCCAUCUCGCGGAGAAAAGUUUCAAGUGACGCCGCCUUGUAGUCCUCGCCCGGUAUUGUGGCAGGUUGAGCAGCCAGCGCUGUUAAACGAGAUUCCCUGUAAUCGCAUUCUGCUCACUUAAACGUUUUAGGCGACAGCUGUUUAAAAACACCCGCGACACGUACCGGGACGUGUAGCCUGACGGCUGCAGCUGUUUGUCUGAUGCCGCGGACGGCCGUUGGCUAACCUGUAAGACGCAUCGGUCAGUACACGAGCCUGCCCACCGCUUGGUGCUUUUCUUUCGAGCAUGUGCCUCGACCAUUGACCCGUGCCCUAUAGUGUUGCAUCUGAGAACGCAUCCGAGUAGACGGGCACGACAUGCUGAUUACUAUCUACGCCGUCCGAACGUUUUGCAGAUCGGAGACGCAUUUCUGCGUGGAACGCUUUGUAGAAUUAGCCGUUUCGUCACGAUGCCUCAGCAGAGGCACGCGACCGGCUUCCCAUGGUCACACACACACACACACACUCACACACAUAAUGUAUCCCGGUUUGCAAUUGAAACCAUGUGCUCAUUCGGGCCUCGUGCCAAAACCGUCACGGCGGGGCAGGAACCUACAAACGCGACCUGCCUGCCUGUUUGGAGGGGGGUAAGAUACCGUUCUAAGUGCCUAAUUGUUGACAAGGUGCUUUUCUUUUGGCUUCAGGGAGAAGUGAAAAUAGGAUUGAGGCGUGUUCGUUUUCGAUGUUCACUCGGGAGGUCACCAUUUCUGACAUGGCUGUGAACUCCAAAUUGUGUCUCAAUUUUUUUCUUCUUCUUUUCCGUCUAAUAGUGAUGAGCGCAAACUUAGUUCGAAGCUUGGUAGGGGGUGUUUUUUUUAAUUAUUAAAUUGUACGCGCGAAUAAACGUGCUUAGACGUAAACACCCCUGGUUCUGUGGAAACCUUAGACCGCUGUUUAGGGCUGGUCACGAGUUGUAUGCUAGUGCACCCGUCACUAUGCACUCGUUGAAGACUGUGCAGACCCUCUCUUCUGUAAUAACGCGUUCACGUGCGGACCCUAAAGAAAUGCUUGCAACGUACUCUGUUCGCGAUUCCCAUGCACCAUAAAGAAGUGUUCACAUUUGACCCAGCGGACGAUUUUUCUUUUUUUGACGGCAGCUACAGAGAAUUCUGUCUUAUCCACUGUUUAUUGUUAUAUUAUUUUUUUUUCACGGAACUGUACUUGACCACCCCCAUAGUUUCUGCAGUUUAUCAAGUUUGUAAAUCGGCACGUUGAGUGCACCUGUACAUUUUUCUUGCUAUAUGUGGCAAGGCACACUUUUUCCACGCAUGAAAGAGAAGAAAGGAAGUGUAACGAAAGUGUCUACUUAUUACUUGUCAACGCAAAUUCGGAAAUGUGUUUGCGUGUCUCGUUUAUGAGCGUGGCGCUUCUGGGGCACAUGCUUGGCAAAUUUUGUUUCUGUAUUGUAUUCAUUGACUCGGAGACACCGCUUGGACGGCAAUACUGGAACUGUUAUAACUUAAUUAAAUCGUCGUUGACGCUGUCAUGACUGAAACAAAAGAAAAUGUGGAAGACAUUGACGAAUGCUGUGUUUGGGGAACUCUCGCUUCGCUCGGCAUUUGUCUACAAUCUGCCAAUCAGAUGAAUCUAUUUUUGGUAAAUAAAAACGAGAAAAGAAAAUACCAGAAAA